AUGGCAACGAAUAUAACUAAUUUAAAUUUAAAUACUAAUCCUUUAAUAAAUAUUCCAUUAUCAAUUGCAACCGGACUUAUUCAUAAUGAUAGUAACUAUAUACUCAAUGUACUUGGUAUUAAAUCACAUGGUACAAUAACAUUUCGUCGAAAUUGUUCUAAUAGAGCUAAUUUUAUUCGAAUAUCAUCUGAUUUUUCUCCUACACGAAUCAAAGAAUUAUUUUUGGGACAACAUCAUGAUAAACGUCCAAUACUUGUUAUAUCGAUAACAGGCAAUGUAAGAGAAUAUAAUAUGAAAUCAAAAUUAUUUCGAAUAUUACGACAAGGUCUUCUUAAGAUAGCUAAAACUACUGAUGUUUGGAUUAUUACUGAUGGAAUCACAUCGAAUAUAACAAAACUUCUUGGUGAAAUAAUUCGAACAAAUCCAUAUCCAUCUCGACCUAUUUAUUUAAUGGGUAUCGUAUCAUGGGGAUGUAUGUCUGGUGUUGAACAAUUUGAUGUACAUGGUACGAAUGUUAUUUAUUCGAAAUCAAAAAAUGAUGAAAAACCACUUGAACCAAAUCAUACACAUUUUAUUUUUAUUGAUGAUGGAACUAAAUAUAAACAUGAAGGAGAAAUUGAAUUUCGUGCUCAAUUUGAAAGAGCAAUUACAGAAGAAACACUUUUAUUACAAACUACUACACAUUAUAAUCAGAGAAAAGAUAAAUUAACAAGAUCAUAUUCACAUGAAGAUAGUGUAUCUGUUGUGCUUGUUGUCGUUGAUAAUGGAUUGGAUACUAUCAGAAAAGUUUAUGAAAGUGUUGUUAAAAAUAAAAUUCCUGCUGUUCUUAUUCAAGGUACAGGUGGAUGUUGUGAUUUAUUUGCUAAAUGUUAUCAUUUGUAUGAUGAAUAUCAUUCAGAAAGAAAAUUAUCUGAUCAAGCAAAUAACAAUACAUCAUCGUUAGCAACAGAAAUAAAGAAUAAAAUUCGUGAAAAAUUACAAACAAUUUUGAAUAGACUCAAUAUAGGAUCACAUAUAAAUAUCUUAGAUAAAAAUGAACGAAUAGAUUAUUUUGAAUUAAUCUAUGAAUGUGUUGAAACACGAAAUAUAUAUUUAAAUUUUCUUGAUCUAAAAAUUCAUAAUCAUGUUGAUGUUGGUGUUGAUUUAGCUAUUUUACAAGCUCUUCUUAAAGUUACUUCUGAAAAUGAUUCAUCUGAAAGAAAUAUAGAACAAAAACGUGAACAAUUAAAUUUAGCAUUUGAAUGGAAACGUAUUGAUAUUAUGACGAAUUUUAUUAUGAAAGAUGAAAAAGAUUGGAAGACAAUUGAUUUAGAUGAUUUAUUUGAAAAAGCUCUUCUACAAAAUCAAAUAAAUUUUGUUCAAUUAUUUCUUGAUCAUGAUUUUCCAUUAAAUGAUUUAUAUGAUAAUACGAACAAACUUUUAAAUCUUUAUAAAAACGAAAAUUAUGAUUUUAAAGUAGAUUUAAAUAAUCCUUUACGAUCAAUUUAUACCGAAAUCAUUCAACCAUUUAUUGGUGACUUUUUUCAAGUUGAUGUUAUUUUUAGUUCAAAUAAUUCAUCCGAAGAUUCUUCUACAGGAUCAUCAUCAAAUCAUCAUCAUCAUCAACAACAAAGAAAUUUACAAUCAAUAGAUUAUUCAUUAUUAACAAUGAAUGAAAUCGAUGUUGAUAAAGAACUUUUUCUUUGGUCAGUUUUAACUGGUAAACAAGAAUUAGCUUUACUUUUUUGGGCUCGAACAAAGAACAAAGUUUGUGCUGCUUUAAUUGCAAUGUUAAUUUAUAAAAAUAAAGCACGAAAAGAAAAAGAAAUUAUAUAUAAUGAAUGGGCAAAUAUAUUUGAAAAUUUAGCUGGACAAAUUCUUGGUAAAUUUUAUUCAAUACAUCCAUAUGAAUGUACACAAGCUAUCAUUAGACAAAUUCCACAAUUUGGUAAUGUUACUUGGUUACAUUUAGCUGUUAUGGCUGAAGCAAAAUUAUUUAUUGCACAACGAAGUAUACAAGAUGUACUUAAUGAUAUAUGGUAUGGAUAUAUUGAUCAUACAGUUGGAAAUGGUUUAAUAAUAUUUUCAAGUUUUAUGCUUUGGUAUAGUGGAUAUCUUCCUUAUCAAAAACAAUUAACUAAAGGAAAUGAUAAAUUUAAGAAAAAUGAUGAUUUUCAAGAGAGAUUGAAUAUUUUUCAGAAUAAUUCAUCACGAUCAAACUAUAAUAUUGAUGAUAUUUGUAGAACGUCGGAUGGGACAUCUUUGAGAUUGAUGGAUGAUGUUGCAGAUGAAGAAAAAAAUUCCAUCACUGUUAUUAACACUAGCCUUUGGAAAAGUAGUGGUGGAGUAGCAGAUCAUAACUGGUAAGAUAAAUUAAAUGCUCAUGUUUUAUAAUUCAAUUUUCAAUAAUUUAAUUAAUCGUAGCAAAAAAACCGAAAUAUAUCACAAGAUGUAACGUGAAACGCUCUACCGUUUACAUAAGACCACUUAUUUUAUAACCCGCGAUGCAAAAGUAUCUGUACAAAUGUCUGAGGCUAUUGCGCAGCGAGUGUCUUCUGAUAGAGUGAAAUGAG
Molecule: messenger RNA, 2552 nt
Organism: Rotaria sordida
Lineage: Eukaryota; Metazoa; Rotifera; Eurotatoria; Philodinida; Philodinidae
Source: the annotation of a GenBank genome assembly